AUGCCUGGGUCUUCUGCGUAUAGCAUAACCAAGCUUGUGGACUCGCGCCUUACUGCUUAUACUGCAGCUGAGAACCCCGAAGUCCAGAUCACAAGCGUACACCCCGGGAUGAUUGAGACAGAUAUGAUUACUGACGACCUACGGCCUUUUGCAAAAGACACUCUCGGUCUUGCAGGUCGGUAA
Messenger RNA from Exophiala mesophila, 183 nucleotides. RefSeq lists its product as uncharacterized. The coding region runs from base 1 to 183 and encodes 60 amino acids. The record is from RefSeq and is a predicted model, not a curated record. Lineage: Eukaryota; Fungi; Ascomycota; Eurotiomycetes; Chaetothyriales; Herpotrichiellaceae. The transcript has a single exon.